AUCGUGGGAGCUCUUCAUACCUCCAGUUCACUCGGCCAAACAUCUCGCAUGCAGUCAAUUAUUCAGCCCAACAUAUGCACAAACCAUUGCAGCACCACUGGUCCGAUGUCAAGAGGAUUCUCCGUUACCUCAAUAGUACUUCUACCCAUGGCCUCUUCUUCAGCAACACUUCUCCAUUGCUUCUCUCAGGCUACUCUGACGCGGCAUGGGCAAACUCCAUUCCCGAUCGUCGAUCCACCACCGGAUAUGCUGUCUACAUCGGCUCUCAUCUCAUCUCCUGGUCAUCCCGCAAACAGCGCACAGUUGCACACUCAUCCACAGAAGCGGAAUACAAGGCCUUAGCCACUCUAGCUGCAUAGAUUGUUUGGAUCGAGUCACUUCUAACUGAGAUCGGCCAGCCACUUACCUCUCCUCCCAAGCUAUGGUGUGAUAAUCCAGGUGCAACAUACCUCACAGCCAACCCCGUCUUUCACGUGCGCAGCAAACACAUAGAAAUAGAAUUUCACUUCGUCUGCAAACGAGUAGAUGCUGGUCGCCUACUGGUUCGUUACAUCUCCACUGAAGAUCAAGUUGCUGAUCUCCUCACCAAGCCUCUACCUCGUCAGCGUUUUCUACAUUUCCGAGACAAGUUGAAGGUUAUUCACCAUCAACUUGCGGGGGUGUGUUAAGGAAGACCGGGUCUAAUGCCACUUUCUCCAUUAUCUCCACUCAGCAACCUUCUGUUAUUCUGUUCCUAAUAUUGCUCCCACUACUAGCACUGAUCUUGUAACUAUACUGUAUAAAUUGGUCAUUGAUUC
Messenger RNA from Linum trigynum, 797 nucleotides. Lineage: Eukaryota; Viridiplantae; Streptophyta; Magnoliopsida; Malpighiales; Linaceae. The record is from the annotation of a GenBank genome assembly.